Nematocida major is the source of this 543-nucleotide messenger RNA. RefSeq lists its product as uncharacterized. NCBI's taxonomy places the organism in Eukaryota, Fungi, Microsporidia. The transcript has a single exon. The record is from RefSeq and is a predicted model, not a curated record. Bases 1 to 543 code for a protein of 180 amino acids.
AUGAAAGAAGAGGGUUUAAACGCUCUGCUGCAGACGAGGGCCAGCAAAAAAGAAGUUGCCAGAAUCAAAAUGCAGGUGGAGAUAAAGAAGAAGCGGCUAGCAGAGCUGGGGAGUGCGCUGGAAAAGAACCAGCAGUCGGUGGAGCUGUCUGUGUGCUAUUUGCUGCUGAAAAGAGAAACGGAGAGGCUUAUCCGAGUCAGCAAGAUCCUUGAAAGAGAGGGCAACAAGGAGCAGGAAAACGCCUGGGUAGUAAAGGGGGUGCACAGCAGAGAGUCUGAGUACAUGCACAAAUUCAAAGAAAUAACAAACAGGUACUACAGCAGGUUUUCCAUGCUUAACUUCACGCACAGGGAGGUGCCUGUUGAGUACUACAUACACGCGCUGGCCACUGAGGAGUGCGGAGUGAUUGAAAUGGGCGACAGCCUGAUUGAGACCAAGAAGGGCUCGCUGUACUAUGUGCGAAAGAAGGAGAUACUGCACCUCCUAGGCAGCGGCGCAAUGAAAGCUGUGAAAACCGACAGCAAGCAGCGCACAGACCUGUAG